AUUUUUUUUGCAUGAUGUACAUGUAGCAUCCCCCUAUCUUCAAAUGGUUUAUCGUUUUUAUGGCACUAUUUGCAUUCAUAAAAUUGACAUAUUGAUGAUUUUUUGGCUAUAUGAUGCAGUUACAACUACAGCAAUUGAUGGAGACACUGAACGCUACGGAGCCUCACUACAUCAGAUGUGUUAAACCUAACAAUCUUCUCAAACCUGCCAUAUUUGAAAAUGUUAACAUUCUGCAACAACUGCGUUGUGGUGGUGUCUUAGAAGCAAUUAGAAUAAGUUGUGCUGGAUACCCAACUCGGCGCCCUUUCUUUGAGUUCAUAAACAGAUUUGGGCUCCUUGCACCAGAGGCUUUGGUGGGAAACUAUGAUGAAAAGGUUGCUUGCCAAAAGAUUCUAGAUAAAUGGGGAUUAAAAGGGUACCAGAUAGGAAAGACAAAGAUAUUCCUUAGAGCUGGACAGAUGGCCGAGCUGGAUGCACGAAGAGCAGAGGUUUUGAACAGUGCAGCAAAGGCUAUACAAGGACGAAUCAGAACUCACAGUGCCCGUAAAAGUUUUAUAUCUCUCAGAGAGGCAGCUGUUUGUAUGCAAUCUUUGUGCCGAGGAAGACUUGCUGGCAAACUUUUUGUGAAAAUAAAGUUGGAGGCAGCUGCGACAAAAAUUCAAGCAAUCAUACGUCGAGACCUAUUGAAAAAAUAUUAUGACCAACUCCGAGUAUCAGCAGUUGUGCUGCAGAUAGGUUUUCGUAAGAUGGAUGCCUCCAAAAAAUUCAGAUUUAGGAAACAAACAAAAGCUGCAACAAGAAUUCAGGCACGGUGGCGUUGUCAUAAAGCUUUUAUGAGUUAUAAGAAGCUUAAAAGAGGAGCAGUAGUUGCACAAUGCAGAUGGAGAGGAAAAGUUGCCAGAAGAGAGUUGAGGAAACUAAAAAUGGCUGCAAGGGAUACAGGUGCACUAAAAGAGGCAAAAGACAAGCUGGAGAAACAGUUAGAGGAACUCACAUGGCGCUUGCAACUAGAAAAACGUCUAAGGACUGAUAUGGAAGAAGCAAAAGCACAAGAGAUUGCAAAGUUGCAGGAAUCACUAGAAGUUAUGCAGAAGAAAGUUGAAGAGGCUAAUGCUUUGGUUGUCAAGGAGCGAGAGGCAGCAAAGAAGGCUAUCGAAGAAGCGCCUCCAGUUAUCAAGGAAAUUCCAGUUUAUGUUGAAGACACUAAAAAAGUUGAAUCUUUGUUGGAACAAGUUAACAGCUUAAAGGAAUCUUUAGAGAAUGAAAAGAAGGAAUCAGAAGACUUGCGAAGAAAGUAUGCUUUGGAACAAGAGUCCUCAGAGGAAAGCCGUGCAAAAUUAGAAGAAACUGAAAAGAAAGUUCAUCAACUCCAAGAAUCUCUUCACAGGCUAGAAGAAAAGUUCACAAAUAUAGACUCUGAAAAUAAAGUUCUUCGUCAGCAAGCUGUGUCAAUGGCACCUAACAAGUUCCUCUCAGGCCGAUCCAGAUCAACUAUCCAGAGAGGUCAUGAAAGUGGGCAUGGUUUUGGUGAUGCAAGAAUGCAUGCGGAGGUGCAUAGCCCUUCAUCAAUGAACCAUAGGGAUUUCUCCGAGGUCGAGGACAAACCACAAAAAUCACUAAAUGAAAAGCAGCAAGAGCACCAGGAGUUGCUUGUUCGUUGCAUUGCACAAAACCUCGGCUUUGCUUCAAAUAAGCCAAUUGCAGCCUGUGUCAUUUAUAAGUGCCUUCUGCAGUGGCGGUCUUUUGAAGUUGAAAGAACGACCGUGUUUGACCGAAUCAUCCAGACUAUUGGCCAUGCUAUUGAGAAAGCCCAGGACAACAAUGAUGUGCUGGCUUACUGGUUGUCGAAUGCCUCAACUCUUUUAUUGCUUCUUCAACGCACGUUGAAAGCUAGUGGUGCUUCAGGAAUGGCUCCUCAACGCCGACGAUCAUCAGCUAAUCUAUUUGGGAGGAUGUCAUCACAGAGUUUCCGUGGAGCUCUGCAAGGGGUCAAUCUAUCAUUUGUACAUGGAGGGCUAUCGGGUGGGUUCGAUACUCUUCGCCAAGUAGAAGCAAAGUAUCCUGCCUUGCUUUUCAAGCAGCAACUCACUGCAUAUGUGGAGAAAAUUUAUGGGAUGAUCAGAGAUAAUUUGAAGAAGGAGAUUUCCCCAUUGCUUGGAUUAUGUAUCCAGGCGCCACGAACAUCAAGAGCGAGCUUAGUGAAGGGAUCCUCUCGUUCAGUUGCCAAUAAUGCAGCACAACAAGCUUUGAUAGCUCAUUGGCAAGGAAUCGUGAAGAGCCUCGGGAGUUUCCUCAACACUUUAAAAGGAAACCAUGUCCCUCCAUUUUUAGUUCGGAAGAUUUUCACACAAAUCUUCUCUUUCAUCAACGUACAAUUAUUUAACAGUCUGCUAUUACGGCGGGAAUGCUGUUCAUUUAGCAAUGGUGAAUAUGUCAAAUCAGGGCUUGCUGAAUUGGAGCAUUGGUGUUACCAUGCAACUGAUGAGUAUGCAGGUUCAGCUUGGGAUGAGCUGAAGCAUAUAAGGCAGGCCAUUGCUUUUCUGGUUAUGCAUCAAAAGCACAAGAAAACUCUCCACGAAAUAAGCCACGACCUCUGCCCGGUUCUUAGCAUCCAACAAUUAUACCGGAUCAGUACGAUGUAUUGGGACGACAAGUAUGGCACCCAUAGUGUCUCCUCAGAUGUUAUAUCCAACAUGAGGGUGUCAAUGACAGAAGAUUCAAAUCAUACGGCUAGCAACUCGUUUCUCUUAGACGACGAUUCCAGCAUUCCAUUUUCUGUAGAUGACAUUUCAAAAUCAAUGGAACAAAUAGACAUCGCCGACGUGGGACCGCCUCCGCCACCUCUCAGGAGCAACUCCGGCUUCAGCUUUUUAAUGCCGCAGACCGAAUAGAUGACACAACAAUGUGAGUGUUCUUAGGGGAGCAACAUUAGUUCAGUGAGUGAAAUUUUUGAACAUUUCUAGUUGAGAGUGAGAUGUAUCAAAUUUUGGAAAUUCUUUCUAUGAUUAUAGGUUAAUACAAAAAGGUUUUUAUU
This is a messenger RNA of Cuscuta campestris, 3034 nucleotides long. NCBI's taxonomy places the organism in Eukaryota, Viridiplantae, Streptophyta, Magnoliopsida, Solanales, Convolvulaceae. The record is from the annotation of a GenBank genome assembly.